Molecule: messenger RNA, 1515 nt
Organism: Bombina bombina (fire-bellied toad)
Lineage: Eukaryota; Metazoa; Chordata; Amphibia; Anura; Bombinatoridae
Exons: 3
Coding region: 1-1515 (504 amino acids)
Source: RefSeq, a predicted model, not a curated record
AUGGCUGAUAAAAAAAUACCUUCUGGAGCCCAGUACCGCAAACGAAAGGCAGAACAAGCUAAGGAGCAAGCAAAGCAAGAGGGGUCCUUCUUUAGAUACCUUCAUGCACAGGAAGCUAAUCAAGAACAAGAAUGUGACUGUACUCUUGUAGAACCUGCCACUGGGGAAGCUGAAUGUUGUGCUCCAACUACAAGUCAUACUGAAGUUUCACAGUUUGGAAAUGUUUCUAGAAAGAACGCAGAAGAAAAAGAUGUCAAUAAAAGUGAGACUAGUAGCACUGCAAAGUCAUCAAAAGAAAACAAUAUUGUGCCUGAUUUGGAUUACAGUGACCCUGCUAAAUGGCCCUACUCUUGCAGUGAUGAUCUACGACAGAUUAUAAUUCAACAUGGACCACAGGAGGUUGUAUCACAUGAUUUUCCCAAAGACUCAAAAAACAGACGAUUUUCUCCUGUACACUACAAGAGGAGACUGGCAAAUGGUGAAGAAGUGUGUCGCGAAUGGUUUUUUGUUUUUGCUCCCUUUUUUGAUCAUAUCAUGAAUGAACAUUUGCGUAGGGUCAAAGAUCAAGAAACAUUGGUUCACUACCUGGGAAAAGAUAUCCAGAAUGAGCUUAUACAGCUUCUAGCCGGUGCUAUAAAGCAGAAAAUUAUAACAAGUACUAUUUCAGCUAAAUACUAUUCAAUUAUUCUGGACUGCACACCAGAUGUUACUCAUAUUGAGCAAAUUACAAUAAUUGUACCUUUUGUUGAUGCAAGCAAACCAGCAGAUAAUAAGUCUGAAAGUAUUACUAUAAGAGAACAUUUCUUAGGAUUUAUUCCACUACAGGAGACUACAGGUGCCUUUAUAGCAGAAACUCUUCUUGAACAACUGAAGCAAAUUCAAUUGCAAAUUGAAAAUCUCCGUGGUCAAGGGUAUCACAAUGGGAGUAACAUGAAAGGUAAUAUAUAUGAUGCUUUGAUAGAGAUUUUUGAGGAUACAAGCCUAUCAGGUCCAUCUGGAAAUACUUCCCGAGUUGAAGCCAAGGGCCUUGCUGAUGCAGUUAGUAAAUUCAAGUUUGUGGUAUCCCUCGUUACAUGGUGCGACAUCCUUUUUGAAGUCAAUCUUACAAGCAAGCUACUACAAAAUAAGGAAGCUGAUUUAAAUUCAGCUACAAGACAAUUGCAAGUGACUAAGAAUUAUCUCAUAACCUGCAGGUGUGAUAAGGGUUUUCAACAAGUUUUGACAGAUGCUACUGAGAUUGCAAAUGAGAUACAGAUAGUACCAAACUUUGAGACAGAAGAUCAAGUUCGAAACAGGAGAAAGAAACUGCAGUUUGAAUAUGAGGCCCGAGAAGAAGCACCACAAGAUCCAAAGCAGAAAUUCAAAACAGGUUUUUACUAUGCUGUUUUAGACAUGGCCAUACAAUCUAUUGAAGAGAGAUUCCAACAGCUACAGAAAUGUAAUUCACUAUUUGGCUUUCUAUAUGACAUAUACAGUAUAAAGAAAAAAUCAACAGAAGAUUUACUUAAGGACUAA